AGAGAAGUUCGCCUCAUUUCUCGGAAACAUCGACGCCUUUUUUGAGUGUUGACGAAGACAACGAUGAAGCGAAGUGCAGCUACCGAUGAUCCUUCCCAACGGGACAAGAAACUCCGUCGUUCCUCUGGGCUUGAGGCUUUGACGCUUGGUGGUGCGACGGAAUCGAAGGACGGUUGUAAGCGCCAAGAAGAACUCAUGGCGACGGCGCCUCUGCGAGCGUUGCCUCUGGUCUUGGUCAAUUCCGGAUUUCUAUUCAAGCAUGAGUGUCUCAGCGCUGCGGCUACGUGUCGUGAUUGGAGAGACGUUUGGAAUGAAGUGGAGGACAAGUGCCAGUCCGACUGCCUCGUCGAGAUCUCGUGCGUCAAGGACGACCAAGACGAGUGGCCAGAUUGGGUUGAGUGCAGUGGCCUUCAAACUGCUAUUCCAACCCAAGCUUUUGUCCGUCAAAUCUUCAACCGAGCCAAUGACUUGAAAGUAGCGGCCUGUCGUACCGAGAGCGAGAAACGCGAGGUUCGUGACAAUCUUCCCAAGUGGGGUGUCACCUUUCACCGUGCCAAGGUCGUUGUCGUGGACUCGACCAUUCUUGUCCCUGGUGGACUGGCAAUCAUGUUGUUCAAGUAUGACUGUGACAGCAAUCCAUCUUCCACCGGUACGUGGAUCAAGCUUGACUGGGAGGUUACCCUAACUGAAGACAUGGAAGUCGCAAUGGGACUCGGAGAACGUGCCCAAAAUCUCUACGAUGCCCAAGGCAGUCGGCCUCUUUUUGAUUGGCAUUUUGUCCAGUUUCCUUACGAGGCUGCCUUUCGCCUUUUCAUACGCCAUGCGUUUCGAACCGCUACACGCCCACGACGACAUGUGGCAGGAGCCAAUGUGGGCCCUGUUCCUGCUCUCCCACGACGAGAAGUGGCAGGAGCCAAUGUGGGCUUGGCUCCUGCUGCUAUGCAACCGCCUCCUUCUCCACCAGCAGCCGUCGCUUCUGACGCCGAAGCUGAACACGCCCACGGAGAAACAGGCGAUGAUGCUGAAACAUAAAAAGAAGCGAAGACCCCCAGCGAAUUCAAUGUUCUCCGAGCACCGAUCUAUGGCGUUGUCUCCUUCCAUUUCCAUUGAUUGACCCAAAACUGUACUUGCCACGCUGGACGCUGGGCCGAAGAUGACACAAAGUAUACACGUACUCCACAAAGCACGCCCGAGCGACUGCCUCACGAAACUAAACGAAUGAAUGAAUGCUCUGUUUGAAGACUAGCUGCAAAAGACGUAAUUACUAACGAACGAACGAACGUCGAAUCAACAUCUUUAGUGCUUCAGCUAGCAGUCACCUAAUGUCCGCGACUCAGCAUUGGUCU
Molecule: messenger RNA, 1346 nt
Organism: Seminavis robusta
Lineage: Eukaryota; Bacillariophyta; Bacillariophyceae; Naviculales; Naviculaceae
Source: the annotation of a GenBank genome assembly